Messenger RNA from Scatophagus argus, 5259 nucleotides. RefSeq names its product RAS protein activator like 2 (gene rasal2). The transcript is spliced from 18 exons. Gene Ontology annotation, biological process: regulation of GTPase activity. NCBI's taxonomy places the organism in Eukaryota, Metazoa, Chordata, Actinopteri, Scatophagidae. The record is from RefSeq and is a predicted model, not a curated record. Bases 519 to 4802 code for a protein of 1427 amino acids.
GUAUGUGGAGAUCGUCUGUAGUUUCCUUAUCUUUUAACCUGAAAUCUGGAAUGUGAUGAUGAUUUGUUAAAAAAACAAAUGCAGUUCGACCGAUGAGACAAAGGUUGUGAACUAACGAGGACAAACAAGAAGCCUGACACACUCAACUGUGUGUGCAGUUUCAGUUUCCAGCCUCCUCACAGGGGAAACCACAGUCUGCUGGUUUGGUGUUUGGUGAACCCUGAUUGGCCGAGCUUUAAAAAAACUUUGUCUUCAUCUGACGCUCCACUUCCUCCCAGGAAGACAGUGAGCGACCUGUUGAGAAAGAGCGAGACAUCAGAUCGUCGUCGACAUGAAGACAAGCCCGACCUGACGACUCCUCGGCGGCCGCACACGCAGCUCGACGCAGCACACGAGUGUGGUUAUGCUAGCAUGAGCGUGUUGGAGCACGGCUGUCCACAAAGCAGCUGUUUGAGCUGCGUUACAGGCCUCCAUCUGCUCGCUCCUGCUGCCUGCAGGAAGUCGCUGUGAGCUGGACCAUGAGUGAAAGUAGAACUCUGCCUGAGGGCUGCGAGGGUCCCGUCCAGAGUCCCUGUCAGGCCUCGUACCGCUGGCACCGUCACAGGAAGCCUUGGCAGAGACCCAACCCCCAGCCAGCUCCUGAGCAACCCUUGGACCGAUACAAGUGGAGGACAUAUGGCUGCCUGGCACCAAGGGCAGCCAAGAUGGCCGUCCCUCAGGGCAAAGGACAUGACAGAGAGCCCCAUCACCUGCGGCUGCCUAGCCUGCCGAGGUUCAACACCACAGAUCAGUUCUCUACGGGCCACGAAGGCCAGACGGGGUCCGGCUCUCUGCGCAGGAUCUUCCCCUACCUCAGGUCCCUGUCUGAGCCCGGUACAGGCCGCGACACCGGGAGGACGGCGCUCAGGAAGGUGGGAUCGGAUGCAGAGCGACGAGCUCCCUCCAUCGGCAGCUUCCUCACCUCGUUCUCCCGGAGGAUCAGCAGAGUCCUCAGGGACGAGCCCCAGACUGAAGGAGGAGAGUCCGAUGUUAAAGGCCCUCCGGCGCACCGUUUCUCCUGCGGGCAGAGUCCAUACACCAGCAGUGGAGCCUGGGAGAGGAAGCUGUGCAUCCUGACAGACAGCCAGCUCAUCCUGCUCACCAAGGACGACGAGGCUGCAGGGGAGGCCCAGGAGAGCCCCACGGACUCCUCCAAGGCACGAAGUCUGCGCAGGACCGUCAGCGUCCCCUCAGAGGGACAGUUCCCAGAGUUCCCAGCAGAGGGCGCUGCCAUGCUCGAAGUGUCUUCGGAGCGAUCUCCGAGGAGGAGGAGUAUCUCCGGUGUGGGCAGUUCGGAGAAGAGCAUCGCCGUCGACAAUCCAAACUCGUCGCCCUUUAAAGUUCCGGGGUUCUUCAGUAAACGUCUCAAAGGCUCCAUCAAGAGGACGAAGAGUCAGACCAAACUGGACAGAAACACCAGCUUCAGACUGCCUUCUCUCCGACCCGCCGAGGCUGACAGAUCUCGCGGGCUCCCUAAGCUGAAGGAGUCCUCCUCCCACGAGUCUCUGCUGAGCCCGGGCAGUGCCGUGGAGGCUCUGGACCUGAGCAUGGAGGAGGACGUGUUCGUCAAACCUCUGCACAGCAGCAUUCUGGGACAGGAGUUCUGCUUCGAGGUGACGUACUCGGGCGGCAGCAAGUGUUUCAGCUGCACUUCGGCCUCAGAGAGAGACAAGUGGAUGGAGAACCUGAGGAGGACAAUUCAGCCCAACAAGGACAACUGUCGGCGGACGGAGAACCUGCUGCGGCUGUGGAUCAUCGAAGCCAAAGACCUGCCGCCUAAGAAGAAAUAUUUCUGCGAGCUGUGUCUGGACGACGUCCUGUAUGCCCGAACCACCAGCAAGACCCGCCACGACAACUUGUUCUGGGGCGAGUACUUCGACUUCUCCAGCCUGCCUGUCGUGCACAGCAUCACAGUGCACAUCUACCGCGACGUGGACAAGAAGAAGAAGAAGGACAAGAACAACUACGUGGGCCUGGUCAACAUCCCGGUGUCGGGCGUGACGGGCCGGCAGUUUGUGGAGAAGUGGUACCCGGUCAGCACGCCCACCACCAGCAAGGCCAAAGGAGGGGGGCCGUCCAUCCGCAUCAAGUCCCGCUUCCAGACCAUCUCCAUCCUGCCCAUGGAGCAGUACAAGGAGUUCGCCGAGUUCGUCACCAACAACUACACCAUGCUGUGCUCGGUGCUGGAGUCCGUCAUCAGCGUCAAGAACAAGGAGGAGAUGGCCUGCGCUCUGGUCCACAUCCUGCAGAGCACCGGGAGGGCGAAGGACUUCCUGACGGACCUGGUGAUGUCGGAGGUGGACCGCUGUGCCGACCACGACGUCCUGAUCUUCAGGGAGAACACGCUGGCUACCAAAUCCAUUGAGGAAUACCUGAAGCUGGUGGGACAGAAAUACCUGCACGACGCACUCGGGGAGUUCAUCAGGGCCCUGUACGAGUCGGAUGAGAACUGUGAGGUGGAUCCCAGUCGGUGUUCUGGUGCAGAUCUGCCUGAACACCAGAGUAACCUGAAGAUGUGCUGCGAGUUGGCUUUCUGCAAGAUCAUCAACUCCUACUGUGUGUUUCCUCGGGAGCUGAAGGAAGUGUUUGCAUCAUGGAAGCAGCAGUGCGUCGCUCGCGGCCACCAGCAGGACAUCAGCAAGCGUCUGAUCAGCGCCUCUCUCUUCCUGCGCUUCCUGUGUCCCGCCAUCAUGUCGCCGUCGCUCUUCAACCUGAUGCAGGAGUACCCAGACGACCGCACGUCCCGCACGCUCACGCUCAUCGCCAAGGUCAUCCAGAACCUCGCCAACUUCACCAAGUUUGGCAACAAAGAGGAGUACAUGGCCUUCAUGAACGACUUCCUGGAGCACGAGUGGGCAGGGAUGAUGCGUUUCCUGUCUGAGAUCUCCAACCCGGAGACUCUGUCCAACACGCCAGGCUUCGAGGGUUACAUCGACCUCGGCCGCGAGCUGUCGGUCCUGCACGCUCUGCUGUGGGAGGUCGUCUCUCAGCUCGACAAGGGUGAAAAUUCCUUCCUGCAGGCCACCAUAGCCAAGCUGGGCCCGCUGCCGAGGAUUCUGGGAGACAUCUCUCGCUGUCUGGCUGCUCCCACGCCCGUCCAGCAGCAGCUGCGCCGUUUCCAGGACCACAGCUCCGCCCACAACAUCAGCGGCAGCCUGUCGUCAGGGUUACAGCGAAUCUUUGAGGACCCGGCCGACAGCCACAGCGAGGUCCGCAGCCUGCAGUCUCCAGUCAGCGACAUGGUGGAGGGUUACGUUCAAGGUCAGCGCCCCCUGCUGGCUCAGCAGCAUCCCUCCGCCCACACCAGCUUCUCAGACCAGGAGGAGCGAGACAACCUGCUGCCCAACGGUCGCAGCAUCUCCCUGGUGGACCUGCAGGACACCCAGAGCCUGCACGGCCCCGCGGGGCCCCCGCCGCACCACGAGGCCCCGCCCCGCCUCAGCCGGGCGGGCUCCCAGGCCUCCAUCGGUCAGCUCCCGCUCAACUACCCCCACUCCAACCCUGUCACACCCCAGCCGGCGCCGCACCUGACCAAAGCUGUGCCGAGAGAUGGCCAACCGCAGAGCGCGCCGCAGGCGAGGCGGCCGCUGCACCCGUCGCUCAGCCAGCAGCGCAGCCUGCAGCCGCUGUCCUUCCAGAACCCCGUCUACCACCUGAGUAACCCCGCCCACGGCCUGUCCGCGCACUCCGCCCACACGCCACGGCUCCACGACUCCAGCUCAGAGAACCUGAGCACCGAGAGCUCCCACAACAGCCACAGCAACUCCGACGACUUUGGCAGCCAGGUGGGGGUCAAAGGUCGCGUGCCGUCCAACAGCAGCCUGGACGAGCUGGGCAGCAGGCGGAGCACGCAGAGCGAGGAGUGUUCCACUCCACGGCGACACGCGCCACCCGACCUUCCGCCCGGCACCGCUACAGCGGUGGCCAUCCCCCGGCAGAGCACGACGGCGGGCACCGCCCACAUCAUCAAGGUGGAGCAACAGAGCAGGGCAGGGGGCGGAGCCAGGACGCCACGCUCCCUCCCUCACAGCGCGUCACUGCGCAGCAGCAGCAGUGCCAACACUGAGCCCACGCCCGCCACGAGCCUCGUGCCCCGCCAGCAGUCCCCCUGCUCUGUGGAGAACGUGGCUCCGCCCCCCAGGAGCGCCACCAAGCAGCCACAGCAGGUUGCGUCUCCGGUGGAGGCCGUGGCCUUGUCCCCGGUGGAGAGGACGGCGGCCUGGGUGCUCAACAACGGCCAGUACGAGGAGAAGGAGGAGGAGGGAGGAGAGAGGAGCAGGGAGGAGGGGAGGAACCCUGAGAAGUAUGAGCUGGAGAUCUCGCGGCUGAAGGAGCGCCUGCGGGCGUCCGGCCGGCGGCUGGAGGAGUACGAGCGGCGGCUGCUGGCUCAGGAGCAGCAGAUGCAGAAGCUGCUGCUGGAGUACAAACAUCGUCUGGAGGACAGCGAGGACAGACUGAGGAGACAGCAGGAGGAGAAGGACAGCCAGAUGAAGAGCAUCAUCUGCAGGCUCAUGGCGGUGGAGGACGAGCUGAAGCGGGACCACGCUGAGAUGCAGGCGGUGAUCGAAGCCAAACAGAAGAUCAUCGACGCUCAGGAGAAGCGGAUCGGCUCUCUGGACGCGGCGAACUCGCGGCUGAUGGCGGCGCUGACGCAGGUGAAGGAGCGCUACAGCUCGCCCAACCUCCGCAACGGCCUGUCACCCACCAACCCCACCAAACUGUCCAUCACUGAGAACGGAGAGUUCAAGAACAGCAGCUGCUGAUUGGCUGAGCAGGAGACGAGGGGCGGGGCCUAACCUGUGGCUCCUCCCCCUCCAGCCGCAGACAGCAGGUCUAUAAAUACGAGUGUAAAUACUGAAGCUUUGGUCAGUUCUGUGUACAGUGUGUGUGUGUGAGUGUGUGUGAGUGUGUGUGCAGCAUCACAGAAGCACAGUGAAACUAAAACGACUUUUCUAACCAACCUUUUUUAUGGUUUUUAUUUGACUCUUUGGAGUUUGUGUUUGGAGUGGAGCUUCUUCCUGUUUUUACCUGACGACUUGUUCUCAGGUUUAAUUUAUUCCUCCACGUCGUCCCCGCGUCGUUGCUACUGAACGGACCCCCGUAGGGUCAAAGGUCACUCACCCGUCUGCUGUCCACGUGUUGAGAUUAAAGCUGCCUGGAAGUCGGACUGUCGUCUCAUUUCUGCCGUCUGUUUAGUCAAUAAAAAGGGAUUCUAACCUG